UAGAGUAGCACAUGACACAUUGCGAUACAGCGGGAAAUGUGCGACGCGAGGCACACAGUGAACGUUCGGCGUUGACAGUAGUUUUGUUUUUACAUCUUCGCUGUUUUAAACACUCAUGCUGGAACCGACACGUGUUGUUUUAGGAUAGGAAUAAAAACGUUGGAUAGGGACAUAAAGUUGUAAGUCUCAAUAGCCGUGGAACUGACGUUACCGAAACACUUCUGACAAAAAAAUGUCAUUUUAACGUAUGGGCAAUAAAACAUGUGAUUCUGUUAUUUGAAUAAAAACUGUGGAUUAUGGCCGAAAGACGUAAUUCGAAUUGUUGAUAGCAAUGCCGAAAUCCGUGGACGUGAAAAAACAAAUUCGAAGCCAUACGCUACGUUGCGAAUUUUAAAAUGUUUUACAUCAGAGGUUCUGGUUUUUUUGUUGAAAACAAAAACAUAAAAUCAUUGUAUGCGUUCAAUUUGAUGAGUAAAUAUUUGCACUGUUAACGAUUAAGGUGGACAUUUACAAUUCAUAUAUUGUACAUUGUUCCCCUAUGAAAAUAGUUAGUGAUUCCGGUAAAAUCCGACUUUUUUAUUGAUUACGGAUGAUUGUCGCUCAGUAAUCUGAAAACACACACAUUAAAAAGCCUAAAAAUUAAUAAAAUUGAUAGUUAAAAACUGACGUUUUCGAAUUGGCUGUUUUGUUGUUAAAGUGUAAAAAAGAAAACAAUAAUACGCGACAACAUUAAUAGCGUAUGGGCGAGUCGUCGGAAAAUGAAAGCACAUCGUGUCGGCAUAUCAAAGUGAAGUGUGAACAACACUGAUAACUGACAGCGCGCGGUAUAUCACUAAAUUUACGUUUUAUUAGCCAAAAACACAGAGUGUAUAUUAGAAAACCGCAAUUAAGAUCAAGAACGUAUGAUAACGCCUAUAUCGCGAAGUCAAGUGUGUCGAAUCAAUUAAACUUUCUCGCUGUCUUGACUGUAAAGUGCACAACUGUAUAAACGGCGACAGAAACAGAAAUCGAUAUCAGGUCCCCACACACCCGAAUUGAAAUCGGGACGAAAUUAAAAUAAUCGGAACCCGCAACGGCGUCUACAAACGAGAGACAGGAAUUGUGAUUUUAACAAAACUCAAGGAAGUUGAAUAACCGGAUUUCAAUAACAAACACCGCAUCUGAAAUUACAGGAGUGGAAAAAAGACGAACCAUUCUGUCUACUGGAACAAUAUGCAAACCUCUAUUGCAUCGUGUGAAAUUUUGGGAGCAAUUUGUGUCACGUAACGGAAUAUCUGGUACUUACAUGUACUCUGAGUUAUUUAAGAGCUUUGUAGUAUUUUGCGGAAUUUCGAGACUUUUACUUUAUUUUAACAACGUUUACAACUUAAGCUAGAAUCGUGGAGGUAAUCAAGGGACUACGUCGACUGACGGAGAGGUUCAAGUCAUGUUCGGUUGACAGGGCGGAUGUGAUCAAGGCAGAACCAGUACGCACUGAGUGGAUCGUAUGCUCCCGGAAGCGAAUGGGGUCGACGCCGAGUUCUCCGAUACCGGACGCGGUGGCCGAGGAAAAGUUUUGGGUGCCGCCGGCGGUCAUUGACCGGAAGCGAGCGCAGAGCCUCGUGCCUUCGUCUUUGAACGAUAGCGAAGAAGAGGCCAGCUCGGGUGCCACAACACCAAAGUCGUUGGGUGGUCUGCGCGAGUUCACGUAUGGGUUCCAGUCCACGCCCUUUAUUCACGCCUCCUCCGACGAAGCAACCUCGCCGACACCGACAAUUCAACGACAACGACGGGCCUCUAUGCAGGAUGCCAUCGACUUCCGGAAGAUAGAUUCAAAGUUAUAUGAUCGACGGGUGCUUAGGCGCCAAAGAUCGGUAGCAAACAUUGAAGAAGAUCCUCUUGGAAGCAUCAACUUUAGUCUAGAAUUCAAUGCAGAGACAUCUUUGCUGACCAUUUAUCUCGUCGAGGCCGAGAAUCUCGUCACGCGAGAUGAUAGGUCAACCGCUGAUCCAUAUUGCAAAGUAAGACUACUUCCGGAUCGGCGCACGCAUCUUCAAAGUAAAAUACAUCGAAGAACAACGCAGCCUAUUUUUGACGAAGAGUUUAUUUACGAGGUGGAUGAAAACAAUUUGAGUUCCAUGACUCUUGAACUGUUAUUGUUCGAUUAUGACCAGUUUGCUCGCCACGUGUGUAUGGGACAGGUUAAACUUCCUCUGGAGAACGUGGACUUUUCCAAACGCCAAUCCUUCUGGAAACCGCUUUCGAAAUCCAAGGAAUUUAAAACGCAAGAUAACGGCGAAGUGAUAUUCUCCCUUGGAUAUUUGUCCAGUGCAGAAAGAUUGACUGUAGUCAUAAUGAAAGCAAGAAAUUUACGCUAUCAUGAACGAGGAAAAAUGACAAUAGAUCCGUACGUAAAGGUUUCCCUCGGUACUGGGCCGGAGAAAAAGGUAAAGAAGAAAAAGACGUCAACGCUCCAUAACGUCUCUGACCCAGUUUGGAACGAAGCUCUCACGUUCAGCCUUCAAAAAGACUGUCUACAGAACGUAACGCUGGAAGUUCUGGUCUGUAAUGACAACAAAAUUGGCAACGACGUAUUAAUAGGUCGUGCGAAGAUCUCGCGAGAAUCUCGGGGCGAUGAGAAACUCCAUUGGGACGAAUUAGUGAAUUGUAGAAGUGCGGUUGCCAGAUGGCAUAAACUGUCGUUGUAAAUAUGACUUUAAUGCCUUUCGCCAAUUAAGUUUCUCCUUGACUGCACGCUUGACUGUGAAUAGUUCAGUUAAAUUAAUGCAUGCGCAUUUUCCACUUUUCUAACAGCAAUUCUUUCAGUUUUUGAUUAUUAAGCAAAAUGGUUUUGGGAUAUUUCGUUUCAGAUAUCAAUUGUGUUGGUUUGCUAGUUUUUCAUUUCCACCAUAUAAUUGAGAAUAUUGUACUAUUUUAAUUUUCUAUACCGGACAUAAUCCGAACGCAUUAUGUUAAGUAAAGAUUGUACUUGCACCGUUACUUUAUACUGGACAUGAGUAUCAAAUACUUGUUUAAUUUUCUAUACAGGACAUUAUUAUAACGUAUUAUGUUAGGUAAAAAUUGUACUUGCACACUUACUUUAUACUGGACAUGAGUAACAAGUACUUGUCACAGGCAGGCUAUGUGAAGAAUGCAUAUUAUAACUAUCAUACACAUUUGUGACAGCUUUUGCUAUGGAAUAAUUUGGGAUAUGUUUUAUGACAAUACUAAGUAUCCCGUCUAGUCUCGACAGAUACAUGUGCAAUUUCACCAGAGCUAUCGUCAACAUAAAUAUGACUGUGUGACGGGGCCCUCAUUAACAAAAGAUGACAUGCACAAAAUGCUCGCAUUCGAGUUGAAUUCGUUAAUAAAUAUAUAUCAGAGGUAUAUCGAAGUAUGUAUGUGAUAUACUCUAAGGAUUCAAGUAAGUGUAACACAAGGUAAUACGACUUUUUCUUGACCUGUGAUAAACUGUGGAAAAAGUUGUCAAAUUGUUAUAAUCGUUCAAACCAUAUUUCCAUCGUUGACGCAUAUAUUGAUGAACAAAUUCAGGUCAUCUUUACAAUUUGAUAAUUAAUAAAAAUUAAAUUAAAUUUAGACCGUAUGUAUAGCCGUUCCACAAUGUUACUCGUCCUUUUUAAAAUAUUAUAGUGCAAGUGACAUGAAAAAGGCGUGAAUUCCUUUUUCAUAAAUAAUUAAACACAAACAUUUUUCAUAUGUUUUUCAUGUUAAGUUUAGUAAAAUAUGUUCAUGAAAUGUACUGCCUCAUUGUUGUAAUGCUAGUUUGUAUCAAUGUGUAUCUGUUAAGAAAUGUAUGUGAAAACUACAACCGUUCACAGGAAUGUGUAAACAUACUGCUAAUUUAAACCGCACGCCAAUAGAACAAUUGUAAAGAUCAAACAGUAUUGUAUCUUCUCCGUGCUACAUGAUUGAUGCAUACUUUCGUUGGCACUUAUUUGUGUGUACAUACAUUUACACAAGCUGAUAUAUUUUGACGUUUUUUGUUGAUGUAAAAUAUAUUAAAUUAAUGCUUA
Molecule: messenger RNA, 4013 nt
Organism: Dreissena polymorpha
Lineage: Eukaryota; Metazoa; Mollusca; Bivalvia; Myida; Dreissenidae
Product: synaptotagmin-1-like
Exons: 5
Coding region: 1503-2687 (394 amino acids)
Biological process (GO): regulation of calcium ion-dependent exocytosis; calcium-ion regulated exocytosis; regulation of dopamine secretion
Molecular function (GO): clathrin binding; syntaxin binding; calcium ion binding
Source: RefSeq, a predicted model, not a curated record